Messenger RNA from Calidris pugnax (ruff), 315 nucleotides. Its product is annotated as chromodomain-helicase-DNA-binding protein 8-like. The record is from RefSeq and is a predicted model, not a curated record. Lineage: Eukaryota; Metazoa; Chordata; Aves; Charadriiformes; Scolopacidae. The coding region runs from base 1 to 315 and encodes 104 amino acids. The transcript has 3 exons.
AUGGGCUGCCUUUGGGGCCUUCUUUGGCCCCACUUUGGGGUCCCCCACCCCAAAAAAACCUUUAAAUCCCCCCCAAAUUCCUCUCCCCACAGCGAGAUCGACAUCUGGUUCCCUCUGGUGGAGCAACUGGAGGUCCCCACCUCCUGGUGGGACGCCGAGGCUGACAAAUCCCUCCUGAUCGGGGUCUUCAAACAUGGUUACGAGAGGUACAACACCAUGAGGGCCGACCCCGCUCUCUGCUUCUUGGAGAAGGCCGGCCGCCCCGACGAAAAGGCCAUCGCCGCCGAGCAGCGCCUGGACGGGGGGGACGGGUGA